Messenger RNA from Enhydra lutris kenyoni (northern sea otter), 1035 nucleotides. Its product is annotated as olfactory receptor 2H2-like. Gene Ontology annotation, cellular component: membrane. Lineage: Eukaryota; Metazoa; Chordata; Mammalia; Carnivora; Mustelidae. Gene Ontology annotation, molecular function: G protein-coupled receptor activity; olfactory receptor activity. Gene Ontology annotation, biological process: G protein-coupled receptor signaling pathway. The record is from RefSeq and is a predicted model, not a curated record.
AUGGCCACCCAGAGCUCCCCUGGUGGCUUCCUCCUUCUGGGUUUCUCUGAACACCAAGGACUUGAAAGAAUCCUCUUCACGGUUGUCCUCCCUUCCUACCUUCUGACUCAGGUGGGCAACACCCUCACCAUUCUGCUGUCCAUGCAGGACCCCAAGCUCCACUCCCCAAUGUACUUUUUCCUCUCUGACCUGUCCUUCUUGGACCUCCGCUUCACCAUGAGCUCCAUCCUCCAGAUGCUGGUCAACCUCUGGGGCCCAAAACCCAUCAGCUUCCUUGGCUGCUCUGUUCAGCUCUUCAUCUUUCUGUUCCUGGGGACCACUGAGUGCACCCUCCUGACAGUGAUGGCCUCCGACUGCUAUGUGGCCACCCGCCAGCACCCCCACUACACCACCACCAUCCAGCCCUGCCGGUGCCAGCAGCUGGCAUCCGUGGCCGGGGUCAUCGGGCUGCUGGAGUCAGUAGUCCAGACACCACCCCCUCUCCGCCUGCCCCUCUGUCCCCAUCGGCAGAUGGAUGACUUCGUGUGUGAGGUCCCAGCUCUAAUCACAUUGUCCUGUGGGAACACCACCUACAAUGAGACCCAGAGGGCUGUGGCCAGCAUCCUCAUCCUGGUGGUGCCCCUCAGCCUCAUCCUUGUCUCUUACUAUGCCAUUGCCCGAGCAGUGCUGAGGAUUAACUCCGCGAAAGAGUGGAGGAAGAUGUUUGGGACCUUCUCCUCCCAUCUCACAGCGGUCACCCUCUGGUACAGCUCAGUCAUUGCUGUCUACCUCCAGCCCCAGAGUUCCUAUGCUCGCAGACGGGGCAAGUUCUUUGGUCUUUUCUAUGCCGUGGGCACUCCAGCACUUACCUCUCACCUGAGGAACAAGGAAGUCAAGAGAGCCUUCAGGAGGUUGCUGGGGAAGGACAGGGACACAAGGCAGAGCUCAGUGCUGGUCCAUGAGCUUCCCAGUCCAGAGGAGGUCCUCAUGCCGUUGGCAGGAAGCCUGGGCUCCCCACGCCCAUGCCCUCCCCCACGGUGCCACGCUAGUGGAUGA